UCGAGCUCAAAUUAUUUCAAGAGAUCACUGUUAUAAAGGUUAAGUAAGAGAAACGCAAUUCUGCUGAAAAGGUAACUUUCACCUCAGCGACUUCGACCACAGUCGAGAACAAAUCUUCAUAAUGAAAUUUGUUUGCCUUGUUGUGCUGCUUCUGGCCUGUGUGUACGGUCACCCGUGGUAUGCUAAUCUAAUCCCUAACGGAGAUAAUCUACCCAAUCCUUGCAAACCUGGGGAAAGAUGGCACGGAGUAGGUCACACUAACCCUUCGGGAGGACUUGCACGCAACAAGUUUGGAUUGGAUUUAAAGGCAGCAAACUUCACUUGGACAAAAGAGCUGUGUGAAAAAGACUCAGAUGGAGAUGGCAGUUCCAAUGGUGAAGAGUUAGGUGAUCCUAACUGCACAUGGAAGCAAGGGGAGAAACCUUACAGGACAACAGACAUUACUCAUCCAGGUAUUAAUCCCAAAGAUCCCACCUUUGAUUGCGACAAGUUGGAGCCGUAAAAAAGGUUCCCAAGCUCACGACGUGGCCGAGGCUUCCAGAGCCUAAGUGGUACAAAAGAACGCACACGUGCUGUUUCAAAUAAAUUCAUUGUUGAAAGUGA
This is a messenger RNA of Biomphalaria glabrata, 603 nucleotides long. Its product is annotated as temptin-like. Bases 122 to 502 code for a protein of 126 amino acids. The record is from RefSeq and is a predicted model, not a curated record. Lineage: Eukaryota; Metazoa; Mollusca; Gastropoda; Planorbidae. The transcript is spliced from 4 exons.